This is a messenger RNA of Neohortaea acidophila, 477 nucleotides long. RefSeq lists its product as uncharacterized. Bases 1 to 477 code for a protein of 158 amino acids. The record is from RefSeq and is a predicted model, not a curated record. The transcript is spliced from 3 exons. Lineage: Eukaryota; Fungi; Ascomycota; Dothideomycetes; Mycosphaerellales; Teratosphaeriaceae.
AUGGCACAAAAAGGCAUGACCUGGGAUCCCGCCGCCGACCGCAAGCUCCUGCUCGGCAUCCUGAAGCUGCAAAACAUCUCCGUCGACUUCGCGGCUAUGGCUAAGUACAUGGCUACUGAUGGUCAGGUGUGCACCGCUGGCGCCGUGCAGAACCGUUUGAAGAAGCUGAAAGCUAUGGCUAGGGAUGGUGUUUCUGGCGAUGACGAAGCCACUCCCAAGGCGAAGAAAACCCCCAAGAAGCGUGGCGCUGCAGAUGAUGCCGAUGACGAGAGUCCCACGAAGAAAGCCAAGGGCGGCGCGAAGGGCAAGGGAGGCAAAGCCAAGGUCACGGAGGUCGAGGAUGAUGUUGAUGACGAGGAGGUGGAGAUGGAGGAGAAGGUCAAGGAGGAGGAGGUUGAGGAUGAUUUUGAUGACGAGGAGGUGGAGAUGGAGGAGAAGGUCAAGGAGGAGGAGGUUGAGGAUGAUUUUGAGGAGUAG